Messenger RNA from [Torrubiella] hemipterigena, 1736 nucleotides. NCBI's taxonomy places the organism in Eukaryota, Fungi, Ascomycota, Sordariomycetes, Hypocreales, Clavicipitaceae. The record is from the annotation of a GenBank genome assembly.
CCAACAUAGACAACAGAAAACAUUUCCAGUUACGGCUCCGGGAAAAUGGGCUUCUGCGGGCGUCCAUCCCUGGCUUGCCACGCGUGCCGAAAAGCCCGUGUAAAGUGUGAUAAAAAGAAGCCCGUAUGCGGCCAGUGCAUGCGCAAAGGAAUCGAAUGUCCAGGCUAUAGAGACCCCUCAGUAUUUGUCUUCCGAGACCAAACCGCCGAAACGGCGAGAAGGGCGGCAAAUCACCCGUCAGACGCUUUAAUAGAGCAUCAGUCAUCUGAGCUCUCCAUGUCCAGAGAUACAUUAAAGCGGCCCAAGAAGCCCCCCAUAGGAUACGCCAUACCAAGGCCAUUGCCGGUUUCCAUCGAAGCCGCCGCACUCGACCACUUCUUCAAGUUUUAUGCUCCUGUCGGGGCUUUGAAAUACUUGAAACAUCUCAGCACACACUUUGCCACCUGCAGUCAGCCAAAGGCAGCCCUUCUUGCGCCUGCACUAGCAAUCUUUGCCCAAGAGCUAAAUCAACCCGCCUUGAAACGCUUCGCCAUGAUGCAGUAUUCGGCGGCUGUGCGAGAUACGAACCAUGCACUAUCGACGCCGGGCCUAGCUACAGAGGAUGCAACACUCGGUUCUGUGAUCCUCUUAGGUCUCUAUGAAGCCUUGACAUUCGACGGCAGCAAGUCUCCCACAAACUGGGCCAACCAUAUAGAAGGGGCUCUGCAGCUUGUGGGAAUGCGCAGUGAUGCACAAUUUGAUACUACACUUGGCCGCGCGCUAUUCAUCGAUGUAGCAGACUGUGCCCGACUCUCCUAUCACAAGCGACUUAUCCCUGUACCGCCAUCACUGGUACGUCUAGAGAAGAAGCUUCGGAAGGAUGGCCCGCUCGAGGGCGAUAUGUCCCAUAUUUCGGAUGGCAUCGCGGCCAUGAUUGCCGGUAUGACGGACAAGUCGUCCGAUAGAUACCAGCCAGUUCGUGUGGUUGCGCAGGGCCGCUUACUAGAGCUUGAGAUUCGCAGGUUUACCGAAACACUUUGGGACAUGCAACCAUACACUCAGCAUCCGGAUGCGACGGCAUACAACGGCAUCGCCCAUUCAUAUAAAUCGGCGCACGGAGGCCGCCACUGGAACGGGCUGCGUCUGAUGGCCAUGUUUGUCAACAAGUGGAUUUGCAGGGCUGCCAAUGAGGCCAUCGCGGCCCAGCUUAGCGGCUUUCAGAUUUGUGCCGUCUCAGAGAUGACGGGCAUUAUCGAGGCUGCCACAGGUCAGGUCAAUAAGAUGGCAGAGGAUGUCUUGAGUAGUAUUCCGUUUUUCAAGACGCAAGCAGAGGCAAGAUGCAGUUCUGUAGCGUUUGCUAGAUGGCUCAUUUGGCCGUUGACUGUCGUGGCUACAUCGACAUUAGUUCCUGACGAGGCCCGUUUGUAUGCAGAACUUCAGUUACAGAGCUGCAAGGAGGUCGUUGGAAUCAAGCAGGCCGAAGGCGAAAGUGCAGAGCCAGCUAGACCCGAUGAUUGGUACGUAACAAAUAUUUUUUGUUCCUUACAAAAUAUUAACUUUUCCCAGGCUGCAUCCAUUUAUUCACUCGUAGUAUAUAUAAAGCACCUCUUAGCUAUAGGGGAUGGAACAUUCUUCUCACGCCACCAUCAUAGAAAAAGGUGUAGCUGAUUCCGCCACGCAUUCUCUAAUCCCCGAAAUAUAAUUAUAAGAAUAAAUAAUAACCACCACUUUUCAAAAUACAAUUAGUUGAAUCCCGU